AUGAUCGUGGCUACACACAAGUGUGGAUGUCCACCCAAGGAGAAGAAGCCACCCUGUUCGCCGUGUUGUGCUUCGAGAAAAGGUGUUGAAACUAAACGGGAAUAUCCUCCAAGAAGAUUCGAGUGGCCUAAAGUCGAGGUUCCAGCUUGCUGUCCGAUAAAACCUUUGGAUACUUCUUGUUUUCCUUCGCGAAAGAUCCAAUCGAGAGAGAUGAUCGUGGCGACACACAAGUGCGGAUGUCCACCCAAGGAGAAGAAGCCACCCUGUUCGCCGUGUUGUGCUUCGAGGAAAGGGGUUGAAACUAAACGGGAAUAUCCUCCAAGAAGACUCGAGUGGCCUAAAGUCGAGGGUCCAGCUUGCUGUCCGAUAGAACCUUUGGACACUUCUUGUUUCACUUCGCGAAAGAUUCGUUCAGAGAUCGCGGACAGAGGGCUUCCCUAUAAACAAUUGGAGGCUGUUAUCAACGAGAAUCGACUGGUGAUCAGGACGCAAAAGGAACCUGUUGAAGAAGAGUACGAUCCUCCUUGCGACUGCGUGGAGGAUCCUCGACCUGGUGGACAGAGCGUCGAUGAAAAGAAGCAGGAGCAGAGUUCUGGAAAUCGUACGGUGACUUUGUAUCCUCGAGCGCAUGCGCCGCACGAUGACUCGGACGAAGACGACGAGGAGGACGAACUGCCUAAGAUCGGAUCCAUCGAUCUCGAGGAGAAUCCGAAUAUAUUCCUGCUCAGGGUGAGGAGGAGGGCCAAAGAUGGCCAAAAUAUCGAUCUUGAGUUUAAGACUGCGCGACCAUGGUCGACGAAGAAACGAUUAGAGUACAGCGAGAGUGUUUACAGGCCACAGUCUGUGGAUCCUGAAACGACCAAGAUCGACAAGACCGUGGAUGGUGAGAAGAAACAGGGGAAACGUGCAUCUUCCGGUAAGAAGAGGAAGAGGAACUGA
Messenger RNA from Colletes gigas, 939 nucleotides. RefSeq lists its product as uncharacterized. The coding region runs from base 1 to 939 and encodes 312 amino acids. The transcript has 2 exons. NCBI's taxonomy places the organism in Eukaryota, Metazoa, Arthropoda, Insecta, Hymenoptera, Colletidae. The record is from RefSeq and is a predicted model, not a curated record.